Messenger RNA from Manis pentadactyla (Chinese pangolin), 4416 nucleotides. RefSeq names its product SMG7 nonsense mediated mRNA decay factor (gene SMG7). The transcript has 24 exons. Gene Ontology annotation, cellular component: telomerase holoenzyme complex. The coding region runs from base 367 to 4014 and encodes 1215 amino acids. Gene Ontology annotation, biological process: nuclear-transcribed mRNA catabolic process, nonsense-mediated decay. The record is from RefSeq and is a predicted model, not a curated record. NCBI's taxonomy places the organism in Eukaryota, Metazoa, Chordata, Mammalia, Pholidota, Manidae. Gene Ontology annotation, molecular function: telomerase RNA binding; protein binding; telomeric repeat DNA binding.
CGCCUCAGGAAUCUCGCGAGAGGGACCACGACUUCCUCCCUGGGUUUCUCUUUCCCCCGCCCUGUUCUCCUCCCUCCCUCUCCUCACCCCUCCCGGGUCGAAGUGUCCCUGCGCCCCACCGGCCGGAGCAGCAGUGAGAGCAGCUUUCCCCGCUCCCUCCUCCUCGCCUCACUCACCCCCACCCCCCCGCCAAGCGAGGAGGAGCCGGAGGAGAGGAAGAUGGCGGCGGCCGCCAGUACCCGCGGGGCCGCGGGGCCGCUCCGAGGAGCCUGAGAGACCCACAGAGGCUUCGCGGGAAGACGCGGCGGCGGAGGAUGAGCCUGCAGAGCGCGCAGUAUCUCCGAAUGUCUUAAGCCAUUCUACCUUAUGAGAAAUUGGAUGUUCUUGCAGAUAGUCAUUGUGGGAGAAAACGUUUCAUUUAAGUCCCAGAUGAGGACCGGAAACUUGAAAUCAGAGGAGCAUCUGAAAUCAAGUAAUAUUAGGCAGGCAGAAGUCCUGAAAGCUGACAUGACAGAUUCUAAGCUGGGUCCAGCUGAGGUCUGGACAUCCAGGCAGGCUCUGCAGGACCUGUACCAGAAAAUGCUAGUUACUGAUUUGGAAUAUGCUUUAGACAAGAAAGUAGAACAGGAUCUCUGGAAUCAUGCCUUUAAGAAUCAGAUCACAACACUACAAGGCCAGGCAAAGAAUCGAGCAAACCCGAAUCGGAGUGAAGUUCAGGCAAACCUUUCUCUGUUCCUAGAGGCAGCUAGUGGCUUCUAUACUCAGUUAUUACAAGAACUGUGUACAGUGUUUAAUGUAGAUUUACCAUGCCGUGUGAAGUCUUCCCAGUUGGGAAUUAUCAGCAAUAAACAGACGCAUACCAGCGCCAUAGUGAAGCCACAGUCUAGCUCCUGUUCCUAUAUCUGCCAGCACUGCCUCGUCCACCUUGGAGACAUUGCUCGCUACAGAAACCAGACCAGCCAGGCAGAGUCCUACUAUAGGCAUGCAGCUCAGCUUGUCCCCUCUAAUGGCCAGCCUUAUAAUCAGUUGGCUAUCUUAGCCUCUUCCAAAGGAGACCAUCUGACCACAAUUUUCUACUACUGCAGAAGCAUUGCUGUGAAGUUUCCUUUCCCAGCUGCCUCCACUAAUCUACAAAAGGCACUUUCUAAAGCACUGGAAAGCCGGGAUGAGGUGAAAACCAAAUGGGGUGUUUCUGACUUCAUCAAGGCCUUUAUUAAAUUCCACGGUCAUGUGUACCUGAGUAAGAGCUUGGAAAAGUUGAGCCCUCUUCGAGAGAAAUUGGAAGAGCAGUUUAAGAGGCUGUUAUUCCAAAAAGCUUUCAACUCUCAGCAGUUAGUUCACGUCACUGUCAUUAACCUGUUUCAACUUCAUCACCUUCGUGACUUUAGCAAUGAAACAGAGCAGCAUAGUUAUAGCCAAGAUGAACAGUUGUGUUGGACACAGUUACUGGCCCUCUUCAUGUCUUUUCUUGGCAUCCUGUGCAAGUGUCCUCUCCGGAACAAGUCUCAGGAGGAGUCCUACAGCACCUAUCCCCUUCCUGCAGUCAAGGUCUCCAUGGACUGGCUGAGACUCAGACCCAGGAUCUUUCAGGAGGCAGUGGUAGAUGAAAGACAGUAUAUUUGGCCCUGGCUAAUUUCUCUUCUAAAUAGUUUCCAUCCCCAUGAAGAGGAUCUUUCAAGCACUAAUGCUACACCACUUCCAGAGGAGUUUGAGUUACAAGGAUUCUUGGCUUUGAGACCUUCUUUCAGGAACUUGGAUUUUUCCAAAGGCCACCAGGGUAUUACCGGAGACAAAGAGGGUCAGCAACGACAAAUACGGCAGCAGCGCUUGAUCUCUGUAGGCAAGUGGAUCGCUGAUAAUCAACCAAGGCUGAUUCAGUGUGAAAAUGAGGUAGGGAAAUUAUUGUUUAAUACAGAAAUCCCAGAGUUAAUACUGGAAGACCCCAGUGAAGCCAAAGAGAACUUCAUUCUGCAAGAAACAUCCAUGAUAGAGUCACUGGCUGCAGACGGGAACCCAGGACUGAAAUCAGUGCUGUCUACAGGCCGCAGUCUAAGCAACAACUGUGACACAGGAGAGAAACCAGUGGUCACCUUCAAAGAGAACAUUAAGCCACGAGAAGUGAACAGAGACCAAGGAAGAAGUUUUCCUCCCAAAGAGGUGAGAAGGGACUAUAGCAAAGGAAUAACUGUAACUAAGAAUGAUGGAAAGAAGGACAACAACAAGAGGAAAACAGAAACCAAGAAAUGCACCUUAGAAAAGUUACAGGAAACAGGAAAGCAGAAUGUGGCAGUGCAGGUAAAAUCUCAGACAGAACUAAGAAAGACUCCAGUAUCUGAAGCCAGAAAAACACCUGUCACUCAAACCCCAAGUCAAGCAAGUAGCUCCCAGUUCAUCCCCAUUCAUCACCCUGGAGCUUUCCCUCCUCUUCCCAGCCGGCCAGGGUUCCCGCCCCCAACGUAUGUUAUCCCCCCUCCUGUGGCAUUUUCUAUGGGCUCAGGUUACACCUUCCCAGCUGGUGUUUCUGUCCCAGGAACCUUUCUUCAGCCUACAGCUCACUCUCCAGCAGGAAACCAGGUGCAAGCUGGGAAACAGUCCCACAUUCCUUACAGCCAGCAACGGCCCUCUGGACCAGGGCCAAUGAACCAGGGACCUCAACAACCACAGCCACCUUCCCAGCAACCCCUCACAUCUUUACCAGCUCAGCCAACAGCACAGACAACAAGCCAGUUGCAGGUUCAAGCUCUAGCUCAGCAACAGUCCCCUACGAAAGCUGUGCCGGCUUUGGGGAAAAGCCCUCCUCACCACUCUGGAUUCCAGCAGUAUCAACAGGCAGAUGCCUCCAAACAACUGUGGAAUCCCCCUCAGGUUCAAGGCCCAUUAGGGAAAAUCAUGCCUGUGAAACAGCCCUACUACCUUCAGACCCAAGACCCCAUAAAACUGUUUGAGCCGUCAUUGCAACCCCCUGUAAUGCAGCAGCAGCCUCUAGAGAAAAAAAUGAAGCCUUUUCCCAUGGAGCCAUAUAACCAUAAUCCCUCAGAAGUCAAGGUCCCAGAAUUCUACUGGGAUUCUUCCUACAGCAUGGCCGAUAACAGAGCCAUAAUGGCACAGCAAGCAAAUCCGGACCGCAGGGGCAAACGGCCACCCGGAGUCUUCCGUCCAGAGCAGGAUCCUGCGCCCAGGAUGCCAUUCGAGGACCCCAAGGGCUCCCCUCUGCUUCCUCCGGACCUGUUAAAGAGUCUGGCUGCCUUGGAGGAAGAGGAAGAGCUGAUUUUUUCUAACCCUCCUGAUCUUUACCCAGCUCUACUGGGGCCUCUCGCCUCUCUUCCUGGACGAAGCCUCUUUAAAUCCUUGUUGGAGAAGCCCUCAGAGCUCAUGUCACAUUCAUCUUCUUUCCUGUCCCUCACCGGCUUCUCUCUUAAUCAGGAAAGAUACCCAAAUAACAGUGUGUUCAAUGAGGUAUAUGGGAAAAACCUAACAACCAGUUCCACAGCAGAACUGAAUCCCCCCUUGGCCCCCCAGGAGACGUCACUGUACUCCCUUUUUGAAGGGACUCCGUGGUCUCCAUCACUUCCUGCCAGUUCAGAUCAUUCAACACCAGCCAGCCAGUCUCCUCAUUCCUCUAACCCAAGCAGCCUGCCAAGCUCCCCUCCAACACACAACCAUAAUUCUGUUCCAUUCUCCAAUUUUGGACCCAUUGGGACUCCAGAUAGCAGGGAUAGGAGAACUGCAGAUCGAUGGAAAACUGAUAAGCCAGCCAUGGGUGGGUUUGGCAUUGAUUAUCUCUCGGCAACAUCAGCCUCUGAGAGCAGUUGGCAUCAGGCCAGCACUCCAAGUGGCACCUGGACAGGCCACGGCCCCUCCAUGGAGGAUUCCUCUGCUGUUCUCAUGGAGAGCCUAAAGUCUAUCUGGUCCAGUUCCAUGAUGCAUCCUGGACCUUCCGCUCUGGAGCAGCUGUUAAUGCAGCAGAAGCAGAAACAGCAGCGGGGACAAGGCACCAUGAAUCCUCCACACUGAGGCCAAAGUGGCAACCCUGGGAAUGAAGGCUCCAUAAACCAUGGCAUGUUGGGUUUGCAGGACUGGCCCACACAGUCCCCUGCAGGUGGCAGCCCUCUUUUCUGUUUCUUGCUGUCAAGAGGGUGUAAGUGUUCCACCAGCCCACUGAGUGUGCACGAAACGUCCGCAGUGCAACAAAAAGAGAAAACCAUCAGAAACUCUCCACCCCCGCAGGGUCUCCUGGAGGGAGAGGGAAACUGCUGUUUGUCUCACUCAGAUAUCACCACCUCUCACCUUCUCCAUUGUGCAUGUUCCCAGCCACAUGGGAGGUGAAAGCUGAGAAGGGGAGGCAGAUGGGAGAAGCCAAUGGGAACUUCUCAGUGCUUUUUUCCUCUUUGGGGAAUAAAAUGGGGAACCCAUUAA